AUCAUCAACCAGUACUCCGUCGCAACUACCAACUUCCAUUCCUCGCAAAGCGCUCGGUUACACCAUCGCAUACCUAUCUCGGUAACGUCUGCGACUGCGAUUUACGGCAUUCCAAUCCCUUUCAUCCACUCACGGACUGCAACUGUGGAGCGCGUCUUGCGUACUCCCGCGCCUCGCCACCUGGUGACGGCAACUUCAUCGGUGCAGACGAGCAGAAAAGAGUAGCAGCGGGCUGGACAGGCUGGAAGGCGGUGGACGUGGCUCGGUGUGUGUGAGGGCGUCGGCAGAAAGUAACAGGCAGGCUAGCGAGGCGCGUUAAUUCGAGAUGUCGUACGCACACGGAGAUGCCAUGUCGGCCAUGGCAGAGGAGGAGGAAAACUUUGAAGACAACACAAUUACGGCCGAGGACUGCUGGACCGUCAUUCACUCCUUCUUCUCCACCAAAGGCCUGGUCUCGCAGCAGCUUGAUUCUUUCGAUGAAUUUGCCAGUACGACUAUGCAGGAGAUCGUGGACGAGACUCCAGCGAUUGUCAUCGAUCAAAAUGUGGCAUCAGAUGGAGACGAUGAGACCAACAUGCCUAUCGUGAAGCGACGAUACAUCAUCGAGUUGGGCAUGUUGACCAUCUCCCAAGCUGCCAUGACCGAGGGCGAUGGUAGCACGCGACAAAUGCAUCCACACGAGGCGCGUUUACGGAAUCUGACUUAUUCUUCGCCCAUGUUUAUCAACAUGAGGAAGAAAAUGAUGCUUGCGCGUGAACGAUCGAUUGGCGGUCAUUUGAGCGAGGAUGGCACGCACUGGAUAGAUCCUGUGGGCUGGGACGGUUACACGACCGAAACUGUGUGGGAAGAUGAUCCAGACAAUCCGAUGGAGGCCAAGGAUCAGGUUUUCAUUGGCAAGCUACCCAUCAUGCUGAAAUCCAAGAUCUGUGCGCUGCGCAAUCGCAGCGAGCAAGAGCUUUACGCCUUCCAAGAAUGUCCCUUCGAUCAGGGCGGUUACUUCAUCAUCAACGGCUCCGAAAAGGUCUUGAUUGCACAGGAGCGUAGUGCAGCUAAUAUUGUGCAAGUGUUCAAGAAGAAAGGCACAAACACACCAGUUGUUGCAGAGCUCCGAAGUGCAAUCGAAAAGGGUACACGCUUGAUCAGCUCCAUGGGAAUUAGGUUGUACAAUCAAUCCGCGCAGUCGGCAGUCUCGGGCAAGACUAUUCGAGUGACAGUCCCAUACCUCAAGGUCGAUAUUCCAAUCGGUAUUGUCUUCCGUGCGCUCGGUAUCGUAUCUGACGAAGACAUCCUGAACCACAUCGUGGACAAGAGCGACACGCAAAUGCUGGAAAUGCUCAAGCCGUGCUUGGAAGAAGCUUUCGUGAUUCAAGACAAGGAUGUCGCACUCGACUACAUAGGUCGCAGAGGCCAACAGCAAGGCACAAAAGACAAGCGAAUUCGAUAUGCUAAAGAAGUCAUGCAGAAAGAAUUUCUUCCGCACAUCUCUCAAGAGGAGGGCAGCGAGACGAAGAAGGCCUUUUUCUUGGGAUACAUGGUCAACCGCAUGCUGCAAUGUGCGUUGGGCCGGACAGACGAAGACGACCGUGAUCACUUUGGUAAGAAGCGCCUUGACCUGGCAGGUCCGCUCAUGGCGCAGGUCUUCCGCCUGAAGUUCCAGCAACUAGUGAAAGAGAUGAAGCAAUACCUCCACCGCUGCGUAGAGACGGGGCGCGAGUUCAACAUCACUUUAGCCGUCAAGACUAACAUCAUUACAUCUGGUCUACGGUACUGUCUCGCCACCGGUAACUGGGGAGACCAGAAGAAGGCGUCUUCGUCAAAAGCCGGUGUCAGUCAGGUGCUGAACCGAUACACAUAUGCAUCAACGCUGAGCCAUCUACGGAGAACGAACACGCCCAUUGGUCGCGAUGGCAAGAUCGCAAAACCGCGGCAGUUGCAUAAUACACAUUGGGGACUCGUGUGUCCCGCAGAAACACCCGAGGGACAGGCUUGUGGAUUGGUCAAGAAUUUGUCCCUGAUGUGUUAUGUUACCGUCGGAACACCAGGCACGCCCCUUAUUGACUUCAUGCGCCAGCGUGGCAUGGACCUGCUCGAGGAAUAUGAUCCUGUCAUGAAUCCAAAAGCGACGAAAAUCAUGCUUAACGGUACUUGGAUCGGUGUGCACCAUAACCCGGGGCACCUCGCGGAAGUCCUCAGGACCCUGAGGCGCAAGGACACGAUUAGUUUCGAAGUAACCAUCAUUCGAGACGUCCGUGACCGCGAGAUUAGAGUCUUCACAGACGCCGGGCGUGUAUGUCGCCCACUCUUUGUGGUUGACAAUGAUCCAAAAAGCUCGAAUCGUGGUCACCUGGUGCUGAAUCAAGAACACAUUGGCAAGCUCCAGCAAGACCAAGAGAUCCUUGCUGGUUUAGAAGGUGUGACCGAAGAAGAGCGCGAGUCGUCAAUUUACGGCUGGACCGGUCUCACCCGAGAGGGUGUCGUCGAGUACCUGGAUGCAGAGGAGGAGGAAACGGCCAUGAUUUCCAUGACGCCAGAAGACCUCGAGGAGCACAGAAAUAUGCGACAGGGGAUCCAGUGGGACGAUGCUAGAGACGAUCCCCACCGCCGAAUCAAGCCCGCGCCAAAUGCCUCGGUGCGGACGUGGACGCAUUGCGAGAUUCAUCCAGCCAUGAUUCUCGGCAUUUGUGCCAGUAUCAUUCCCUUCCCCGAUCACAACCAAUCGCCUCGUAAUACUUAUCAGAGUGCCAUGGGAAAGCAAGCUAUGGGUGUAACGCUCACCAACUACAACGUGCGCAUGGACACCAUGGCGAACGUACUCUACUACCCACAGAAACCACUUGCAACGACAAGAAGUAUGGAAUUCUUGCGUUUCCGAGAUCUGCCUGCGGGGCAAAACGCCAUCGUCGCCAUCGCCACAUAUUCUGGUUACAACCAGGAAGAUUCCGUCAUCAUGAACCAGAGCAGUAUCGAUCGUGGCCUCUUCCGGUCCUUAUUUUUCCGUGCCUAUAUGGAUCAAGAGAAGCGUGUUGGUAUGAGUGUAGUGGAGGCCUUUGAGAAGCCCACUCGUUCCGACACUAUGCGCAUGAAGCAAGGUUCAUACGACAAGCUUGAUGACGAUGGCAUCGUGGCUCCCGGUGCUCGUGUGAGUGGAGACGACAUCAUUAUCGGCAAAACUGCGCCUAUGCCACCAGAUGCAGAAGAGCUUGGACAGCGAACAAAGCUGCACGUCAAGCGCGAUGUCAGUACCCCGUUGAGGUCUACAGAGAACGGUCUCAUCGACCAAGUACUUCUUACUACGAAUACUGAAGGCCUUCGAUUUGUCAAAGUCCGCACGAGAGUGACCAAGGUGCCACAAAUUGGUGACAAAUUCGCCUCUCGUCACGGACAAAAGGGUACUAUUGGUAUAACCUACCGACAAGAAGAUAUGCCCUUCAGUGCCGAUGGCCUCACACCCGACAUCAUCAUCAACCCCCACGCCAUUCCUAGUCGUAUGACGAUUGCUCACUUAAUUGAGUGCUUACUUUCCAAAGUCGGUGCGUUGCAAGGUCAGGAAGGAGAUGCUACGCCUUUCACGGAUGUCACUGUCACAUCGGUUUCACAAAUUCUGGCAGCGGCCGGCUUCCAGCAGCGUGGCUUCGAAGUCAUGUACAAUGGACACACCGGCAAGAAGCUCAAUGCGCAAGUCUUUCUUGGUCCCACAUACUACCAGCGCCUCCGCCACAUGGUCGACGACAAGAUUCACGCUCGAGCACGUGGACCUCUGCAAAUCCUCACUCGCCAGCCGGUGGAGGGUCGUGCCAGAGAUGGUGGACUGCGUUUCGGAGAGAUGGAACGCGAUUGUAUGAUUGCCCAUGGCGCCUCCGCCUUCCUCAAGGAGCGUCUCCUUGACGUCUCCGACGCCUUCCGAGUUCACAUUUGCGAGAUUUGCGGUCUCAUGACGCCCAUCGCUUCGAUCAAGAAGCAACAGUUUGAGUGCAGACCGUGCAAGAACAAGACGAAGAUUGCCCAGGUCAUCAUUCCUUAUGCUGCGAAGCUCCUCUUCCAGGAGUUAGCAGCUAUGAAUGUGGCCACUCGCAUGUUCACCGAUCGCAGUGGUAUCAGCAUUCGGUAGAGCUUGAACGAAUGCGCUCGUACUCCGGCGGCGACUGUGACUCCGCAGGCGUCGAGGGAGGAUACUUUGAUGACAGGAGAGGUCGCCAAGGACGUAGCUACAUGUGGUGCGACCGAUAGAUGCAGAUCAGAGCGCGCACUCUUGAGGCUACCACGUUUGAAAGUGUAAGUUGUGGGUGCAGGUGGUCACACGUGCUUCUCUGCGCCGCACAAGCAAUGAUAUUUGGGGGUUGGUGGAUGAAAGAGGGGAACAAAACGGUCUUGACUAGGUACGGGGACCUGUAGCAUUAGAGAGUAAUGAGCGGCAUGCUAUCGCGUUGGCAUAGCUAUACCAAAAGAAUCCAGAGCAUAUCCUCAC
Molecule: messenger RNA, 4465 nt
Organism: Sphaerulina musiva SO2202
Lineage: Eukaryota; Fungi; Ascomycota; Dothideomycetes; Mycosphaerellales; Mycosphaerellaceae
Product: beta and beta-prime subunits of DNA dependent RNA-polymerase
Exons: 2
Coding region: 326-4108 (1260 amino acids)
Biological process (GO): DNA-templated transcription
Cellular component (GO): RNA polymerase II, core complex
Molecular function (GO): DNA-directed RNA polymerase activity; ribonucleoside binding; DNA binding
Source: RefSeq, a predicted model, not a curated record